This is a messenger RNA of Salvia miltiorrhiza (redroot sage), 696 nucleotides long. RefSeq lists its product as uncharacterized. The record is from RefSeq and is a predicted model, not a curated record. Lineage: Eukaryota; Viridiplantae; Streptophyta; Magnoliopsida; Lamiales; Lamiaceae. The transcript is spliced from 2 exons. The coding region runs from base 1 to 615 and encodes 204 amino acids.
AUGUUGUCAAGAAGAUUAACAAUUUGUUGGUUGGUAGGUGCAUCAAAAUGCAAGGGCGAGGGGUACGAAGCAGCACCAAAUUGCGCACGCAACGAGUGCCCUGCAUACACCGUGCUUCACUCUCACAAAGAAUUCGAAAUCAGAAGUUAUAAGGAUGCUAAAUGGGUGCACUCUCCAACCAUUUCCUCCAACUCUUACAAGCCAGCUGCUAGUAAGGCUUUCAGACAAUUGUUUGCUUACUACAAGGGCAAGAAUCGUGAAAACAUGAUAAUCAAUAUGACAUCUCCGGUUCUAGUAGGUGUGGAUAAUUCGGCCUACACAGUCUACUUUUACCUGCCUCAGAUGUACCAAAAAUCCGCACCUCAACCAGUGAGGGGAGAGAUAAAGACGGUGAGCUUACCGUUGCCUGGACACAAAUAUGCAGCAGUUAAAAGGUUCGAUGGUAUGAUUACCGACGAAAGCAUAGCUACAAAUUUGGAGUCUCUAAAGAAAAGCCUGGAAGCCAGCCCUGAUUACCGACGGGCGGCGCAGGAGGGAUUGUCCAUGCUUGCAGCAUAUAACUCCCCUCGUCAACUCACUAACCGAGUUAACGAAGUUUUCAUUUGGUUUAACUAAUUAAAUACUCUCUAUAUUUCUUUCUGUUACUUCAAUUUUAAAUAAUAAUGAAGAUUGCAAGUAACAGAUACAACUUCUACG